CUCUCGUUCUCCGGAAAAAUUCAACUUCGUACGGAAAUUCUCAAAUGACUUCCAGCUUGAGGGACAUCAUUUUGAAAGAAUCGGAUAUCCGUCUUAUGCUUUCCUCUGAUCCAUUUCAUUCCCGUUUCGGUUUUGGUCCCCAAAUAGAGUACAGCACCCCCAAAUAUUUAUCAUUACAUGGACAUUAAGUAGAGAAUUGGUCGUCGACAAAAAGGAUGUUGCUGAUCCGGUUCCUGGUUGUUUUGAUUCUUCUGCUGUCUGCUGCUGCUGCUGCUGCUGCUGCUGAUGAAUCCUUUUCAGUUUUGGUUCCCCCUGAUCCGAUCUCAGUCGGGACAGGAAGCUCGGUUACCCUGCCCUGCUGGGUCUUCCCUCCCCGCAAUGCCGAGUCCAUGCGGGUUCACUGGUUCCAACGGACUCCAUCCGACCAAAUGACAGUGCUUCACUAUCAGGAAGGUCAGGUGCAGAGCUUCCAGGCCCCGCAGUUCAGCGGGCGGGCAUUUCUGCGGUCCGGGGGGCUAAAGGGGGGAGAUGUAUCUCUGAGGCUGGAGAAUGUGUCGGUAGAAGACGGGGGGGAGUUUCAGUGCUUUGUCAGCGGUGACCAGCACGAUGAUUGGGCGGGAGUUUUUCUCAAUGUGACGGUCGGGACAGGAAGCUCGGUUACCCUGCCCUGCUGGGUCUUCCCUCCCCGCAAUGCCGAGUCCAUGCGGGUUCACUGGUUCCAACGGACUCCAUCCGACCAAAUAUCAGUGCUUCACUAUCAGGAAGGUCAGGUGCAGAGCUUCCAGGCCCCACAGUUCAGCGGGCGGGCAUUUCUGCGGUCCGGGGGGCUAAAGGGGGGAGAUGUAUCUCUGAGGCUGGAGAAUGUGUCGGUAGAAGACGGGGGGGAGUUUCAGUGCUUUGUCAGCGGUGACCGGCACAAUGAUUGGGCGGGAGUUUUUCUCAAUGUGACGGGUGAGUAUGGUUCUGUGUACCUUUCUCCUCUUUGCCAAUAAUGUUGUUCAUGCUGAAAUGUGUAGAAAUGUGAGAAAAGCCAAAUGCCAUCACUCAAAUUGCAAAAAGAAGCCCAAUUGUCAGUUCAGAUUUGUUCACACUGAAGAACGCAUUACAAACCAGUGUUCUUGCUGGCUCUUCCCUGCCCUCAAUGCAGGUCCACUGGUUCCAACAGAUUCAUCCAUCCAUCCAUCCAUUAUCUGAACCCGCUUAUCCUGAUCAGGGUCGCAGGGGGGCUGGAGCCUAUCCCAACAUACAUUGGGCGAAAGGCAGGAAUACACCCCGGACAGGUCGCCAGUCCAUCGCAGGGCACACACACCAUUCACUCACACACUCAUGCCUACGGGCAAUUUAGACUCUCCAAUCGGCCUAACCUGCAUGUCUUUGGACUGUGGGAGGAAACCGGAGUACCCGGAGGAAACCCACGCAGACACGGGGAGAACAUGCAAACUCCACACAGAGAGGCCCCGGCCGACGGGGAUUCGAACCCAGGACCUCCUUGCUGUGAGGCGGCAGUGCUACCCACUGCACCAUCCGUGCCGCCUCCCAACAGAUUCAAUUCAAUUAAAAAAAUAAUUGGUUUCUGAUUAACCAUUCAGUUAACCAUGACUUCCAGCAAUAUUUUCCUUUACAAAGCCCAGCCUUAUUCAUAAUGGUCCUCUAGUUUGGAGACUAAUCCAGUCUCUCUCUCUCUCACUCUCACUCUACAGUGCUUUCACCAAACGCUCCAUCCACAUCCACAAGUCCAGGUGAGUGGCUGCACACUUGGUCAACAACCAAUGAAUACUCUGCACUGGAACGAUGUCUAUCUGUAUCAGAUGCCUGUCCGUUUCUCCAGUUCUUUAUAAAAUUUGCAUGGAGAUAAAUUAAACCUAGCAAAUAGUGUUUUUAUGUUUUCUUUCUUUAAAGGCAUACUAUGCAAGACUAUGCUCAGUCAUUGCUAGGAUACAUUAUGGUGACCUGUAUCUGUUCUCUUCUGCCCAAUAAUUUGCUUGUCUAACUGUAUUUGUUUGAAACCUUUCUGGGCUUGACCCUUCUUUGUGUACUGUAUCUGAAAAGGCUACAGUUAGCCUUGUUCGCAUGGUACCUGCGGUUAUUGGCUAACUAAAUGUAGUUAAAUACGUUAGCUGGCUGGCCAUGAUAGCUGGGUCCCCCUGCACAGGACUACAGCUUAUUUUCGUGAGAUUCUCCUGUGUAUCUCUGGGAGAUUGAUCCAUGUUUUGGGUAGGGGGCUCAUUCCGAAAUCCCAAAAAACUUGUGUGUGUGAUUGCGCAUGCUUAUGUUGUUGUAGAAUUGUACUACGCUUCCUGGCAGGAGCAGACUGAACCCCACUGGUGCUGUGCUAGCAGAUGCUAGCGUAGGUCCAUUCCAUCACCAUUUACUAAAGCUAGCUGCAUACGGUUUCUGUAGUCUGCUGUACGAUGUUAUGAAGCUACUGACAGAACCAAGAGCAAAAUGUCUCCUUAUUCUAUUGGUGGGUGAGCUUCAUCAUCUUGUGGGUGUAGGUGGGGUUGAGAAGGGAGAAGAUAUGUUUUGAUUGUAAAUACAGGAGCAAAACAAGGAAAUAAAUUCUACAUAGUAUCCCUUUACAAUCCCAAUAUCAGAGUAAAGUUGGCAAUCUCGGUAUUGCAUGCCAUUUUAAUACUGCUUAUUGUGGCUGUUGCUCUUGCCAUGUUCCCGUCUCUCAGGAAACUUUCACUCUCUCACACAGGUGAUAACCAGUCAAGACAGAAGUGGGCAGUCAUGUUUGUAUUGGUCAUCUUAUUGCUUGCCAUCUUCAUCAUCUGCACUGUUCUGUUCAUCAAAUAUUUUAGAAAUUAACAUGUCCCCCCAACCCCAUGCACCUGGGUGGGGAACAACUGCGGGAUGCCUGAUGUUGGUUUAAAGGUACAAUCGGUAAGAUUUUUCUGUUAAAACAUUGUUACAAGACCAGUGUAAAUCCCUUCCUAUCAUUAGAAAAAGGCUCACGGACUCACCCUCUGCCUGUGUUCAUAGUCCUUAAAUUCAGGUUUCAAUAUAUACAAUUGAUGCAUUGACACUGCACCAAAAUAUUGUACACCUGUACAAUAAUUCAAGCUUAUUGGUUGAAAAUUGGUUGUAAUUCCCACAGCCAAUGCUGGUUCAACAUCAGCGCGUUCACAGAGAAGGGGGAUGGAUAAACAGUGUUGUGGUUUAAGGGUGUUUGUUGCGGCAAUUCCAGUCUUCCUCCUGAACGUUGGGAGUCCAAAAUUACCUAUUGUACCUUUAAUACUAUUGUAUUUUAAGUUUAGCUUAGGGUUUCAGUUGAGUAACUUGACGUAAUCUGCUAAAAUUGCUGCUGACAUUCCGAAAAAGUUUUUGCUGUUGACAAAAGCCAAGUAUGAGAUCGCAGAACCUUGCUAAUUAUUAUUGCAGCUAAAUCGUUAAAGGAACAUCUCAUCUGCCAAGCAUACCCAUUUGUUUUGACCGCUGUCGUAAGAUUUUGUCUUUGCUGGAUACCCAUUUACAUUUGCAUUUUUGUCAUUUGGCAGGCACUUUUAAUCCGACUUACAAGUGCAUAGGUUCUUCACAAGU
This is a messenger RNA of Conger conger (European conger), 3543 nucleotides long. RefSeq names its product butyrophilin subfamily 1 member A1-like. Bases 216 to 992 code for a protein of 258 amino acids. NCBI's taxonomy places the organism in Eukaryota, Metazoa, Chordata, Actinopteri, Anguilliformes, Congridae. The record is from RefSeq and is a predicted model, not a curated record. The transcript is spliced from 4 exons.